AUGCGUUCCUUGGUUUUACUUGCCCCAAUUUGGGUCGCCUUUAGCCCUCUGGUCACUGCCAUCAUCCACGGUACCGAAGCCACCACUCUCGAAUAUCCUUUCAUCGCCGCGAUUCUCAAUAACGAUUGGUUUGGAACUUCCUUAAUCUGCACAGGCUCCGUCGUGGGUCCAAAGACAAUUCUCACUGCCGCCCACUGUGUCGAUGGCCAUACUCCUUCGUCUCUCACCGUCCGCGUUGGCAGCGCAAAUUAUACCACUGGCGGAAAACUGCUGCAUGCUCAGGAAAUUUUCAUCCACCCCAGCUGGAGCUCAAGUACGAUUGACAAUGACUACGCUAUUUUACACCUGGCCGAUACUGCUAUGGGUGGAGGUGUCACUGCGAUCGCAUUGCCUGGCAAUAACGCGAUCAACCCAGACGAUACAAGUGGUAUUGCCGUGCGAGUAGCAGGCUGGGGCAAGCUUGAUUCGUCGGACAAAACCUCGCCCACUAUCCUGCACCAGGCCAAUAUGGUGACAGUCGACCGGUCGACAUGUAAUGCUGCCUGGGCGAAUGAUAACCCGAUCACAAAGAAUAUGAUGUGUACCCAGCCGGAUGCACCGAUGCCUGGUACUUCCACCUGUAGUGGUGACAACGGUGGCCCAAUUGUGGAUGAACUGGGGUCGACGCUUUAUGGAGUGAUUAGUUAUGGGGCAAAUGGCUGCACGGCUACACCAUUGCCGAAUGUUGGAUCUAGUGUCUCCGACGAAGCGGCCAAAGCAUGGAUCCAGGGAUUGAUUGUUUAG
Penicillium concentricum is the source of this 783-nucleotide messenger RNA. Its product is annotated as S1 family serine peptidase. The record is from RefSeq and is a predicted model, not a curated record. Gene Ontology annotation, molecular function: serine-type endopeptidase activity. Gene Ontology annotation, biological process: proteolysis. The transcript has a single exon. Lineage: Eukaryota; Fungi; Ascomycota; Eurotiomycetes; Eurotiales; Aspergillaceae. Bases 1 to 783 code for a protein of 260 amino acids.